This is a messenger RNA of Cajanus cajan (pigeon pea), 2690 nucleotides long. Its product is annotated as subtilisin-like protease SBT1.8. Gene Ontology annotation, biological process: proteolysis. The record is from RefSeq and is a predicted model, not a curated record. Gene Ontology annotation, molecular function: serine-type endopeptidase activity. NCBI's taxonomy places the organism in Eukaryota, Viridiplantae, Streptophyta, Magnoliopsida, Fabales, Fabaceae.
GAACAGUAUAUAGUCCAAGAUGAAGUCAAAAAGUAUAACGGCAGCGAAGACCAGAAGAAAGAAGUUAUUGUUUUUCUCAAAACGAUGGUAGAAAGGUAAAUAAAGGAAAGAAAGAGUCCAUUAAGAAACUCGAGCCUUGUUAUAAAGGCAACACUCCCUCUCCCUCCCCAUUCAGAUCCAUUAAAUAGGAACAGGAAUUACUAAACAAAGCAAACAAAUCCUUCAUGAAAUGGGUUCCGUUUCCGUUUUCGUUUCCACUUGGACCUUUGCUUUGUUCUUCCUCGUACAAUGCUGGUGCCUAUCAGCCAAGAAAACAUACAUAGUCCGCAUGAAGGAUGUCUUCAACCCUUCCAUUUUCCCCACGCACCGCGACUGGUACAGCGCCAGUCUCCAAUCGCUUCUCUCACUUUCAGAUUCAGAUUCAGAUUCAAAUUCAAAUGCAAAUUCAAAUUCGCUCCUCUAUUCCUACACCAACUCCUACAGCGGCUUCGCCGCGUUACUCGACGACGCGCAAGUGCAAGAGCUUCUCAGAUCCGAUUCCGUGCUCGGAGUCUUCGAGGACACGCUCUACAAACUCCACACCACGCGCACCCCGCAGUUUCUGGGCCUGGACACGCAAACGGGCCUCUGGGAGGGCCACACGGCCCAGGAUCUCAACCUAGCCACGCACGACGUUAUCGUGGGGGUGCUCGACACCGGAGUGUGGCCCGAGUCUCCCAGCUUCAACGACGCCGGCAUGCCGCCCGUCCCCUCGCGCUGGCGCGGCGAGUGCGAGAGCGGCCCCGAUUUCUCCGCGAAUCUCUGCAAUAAGAAACUCAUCGGCGCCAGAAGCUUCUCGCGCGGCUUCCACAUGGCCUCCGGAGGCGCCUCCAAGGAGCCCGCCUCGCCCAGAGACAGGGACGGCCACGGGACUCACACGGCCAGCACCGCCGCGGGCUCGCACGUGGCCAACGCCAGCCUCCUGGGUUACGCCAGCGGGACCGCACGUGGGAUGGCGCCGCUGGCACGUGUCGCGGCUUACAAGGUUUGCUGGACCGACGGAUGUUUCGCGUCCGACAUUCUCGCCGGGAUGGACCACGCCAUCCAGGACGGCGUCGACGUGCUUUCUCUCUCCCUCGGCGGCGGUUCCGCCCCGUACUUCCGAGACACCAUCGCCAUCGGCGCCUUCUCGGCGGUGGAGAAAGGGAUCUUCGUUUCCUGCUCCGCCGGGAACAGCGGACCGGAGAAGGCCUCGCUCGCCAACGUGGCGCCGUGGAUAAUGACCGUCGGGGCUGGAACCUUGGAUCGUGAUUUCCCUGCUUACGCUGUUCUUGGUAAUAAAAAACGGUUCACCGGCGUUUCGCUUUACAGCGGAAACGGAAUGGGGAUUGAACCGGUUGGUUUGGUUUACAGCAAAGGGUUGAACCAAUCCGGGAGCCUCUGCAUGGCCGGUUCGCUCGACCCGGCUAAGGUUCGCGGCAAGGUGGUGAUAUGCGACCGUGGGAUCAACGCGCGCGUGGAGAAAGGUAAGGUGGUGCGUGACGCCGGUGGGAUUGGGAUGAUUCUAGCGAACACCGCCGCGAGCGGGGAGGAGUUAGUCGCGGAUAGUCACCUGCUACCGGCUGUGGCGGUUGGGAAGAUGGUGGGGGAGCAGAUCAAGGAGUACGCCACUUCGGAUCCUAUGCCCACGGCAGUUCUCAGUUUCCGCGGAACAGUUUUGAACGUUAGGCCAUCACCUGUUGUGGCAGCUUUCAGUUCCCGAGGGCCCAAUAUGGUGACGAAACAGAUCUUAAAGCCGGAUGUUAUUGGGCCUGGGGUUAACAUCCUAGCAGCUUGGUCCGAAGCCAUUGGGCCCUCCGGGAUGACUGAUGACACUCGCAAGACGCAGUUCAACAUUAUGUCAGGGACGUCGAUGUCAUGUCCACACAUAAGUGGGUUGGCUGCGUUGCUGAAAGCAGCGCACCCAGAAUGGAGUCCCAGCGCGAUAAAAUCUGCGCUCAUGACAACAGCGUACGUCCACGACAACACCAGGUCCCCACUUCACGACGAUGCAGGGGCUGGGCUUUCCACGCCGUGGGCUCACGGUGCGGGCCAUGUAAACCCGCACAAGGCAUUUUCUCCCGGGCUUGUCUACGAUGCAUCCACUAACGACUACAUUAAGUUCCUCUGCUCCCUGGACUACAUCCCUGAACAGAUACAACUCAUUGUUAAGCGUCCCACUGUGAACUGCACCAGGAAAUUCUCUGACCCUGGCCAGUUGAACUACCCUUCCUUCUCGGUCUUGUUCGGAAGCAAGAGGGUGGUGAGGUACACGCGCAUCUUGACCAACGUCGGCGAGCCUAACUCCGUCUACAACGUCACCGUCGACGCCCCCUCCACGGUGGGGGUCACGGUGAAGCCCGCCAGGCUUGUCUUUGGGAAAGUGGGGGAGAGGCAAAGGUACACGGUCACCUUUGUGUCUAAGAAGGGUGUCACUGAUUCCUCUAGGGGUGCGUUUGGUAGCAUCAUGUGGAGCAAUGCGCAACACCAAGUUAGAAGCCCAGUUGCUUUUUCUUGGACUCUUUUGUGAUUGUGUGGGCUUUACAGCUCACCCACUGCUUCCAGCCCAACAAAACAAGCCUUUGAUUGAGGCUUUUGUUGCCAAACAAUAUAACAAUAUUAUCAUUUAGUUCGACGUUUAGAAGGUUGUGUAUUUUUUUUUUUUUUUUUUU